AUGGACGCCAAUGCUCGACGCGUUACGCGCCGGUGUGACGCUGACGCUGUGGCGCACGGCGUGACGGCCGAUCCUGAUGCGGCUAAACGCAAUCGGCGCACGACAAAGAAAGUGUCUGCCAGCGGCUUCCACUCCGUCAGCGAUGAAGAGCUCUCGGCCCUCUUUCUGUUCAAGGAGCGCAUUGGCAAUGGUAACUGGGGACAGGUGUAUCUGGCGCGGCCACUGGAGUCUGAUGGCGGAAUCGGAACCGACUCAGCGCACCGCAGCGGCCGUGGCGGCCGUGGCCGGUGCGUCAACGCUCUGUGGAGCGAAAUGAAGGUCAUCCGUCGACUGCGGCAUGAGCCGCACCCAAGUAUCAUCCACUUUGAGGCGUUCCUGCUUUCGCCGAGCUGCGCCGCCAUUGUCAUGCCACUGCACCGUGGCCCGAUGCCACUCCCCCUCUCCGUCGGCAAAGCGCUGCGAUACUUCCGCCAGCUCGCCAGCGCCGUCGCGUAUCUCCACGAGAACAACAUUACGCACAACGAUAUCAAGCCCGCCAACAUUGUCAUGAGCUACAGCGACGUACCAGUGCUCGUCGACUUUGGCUUUGCGCAGAUCCACAAGGCGAGCGAUCCCGAGCCAUUCAUCUCCUCCGCCACCUGGGGUACGCCAGAGUACAUGGACCCGCUCCGCGUCAUGGGGCACAAGCACGACGAGCGCAUGUCGGAUGUCUGGAGCCUCGGCGUGACUAUGUACGAGGUGCUUGUAGGGCGCACUCCAUUUGAGAUCACGACAGAGGAGCUGUUCGAGACGCACGAGCAACUCGACGAGUACCUUCGCCGCUCGCGCUCUGGCAAGUGGUACGGCGAGUACCACAUCUGUGAUAGUGAGUCAUCUGACGCCACGUUGAGCUAA
Messenger RNA from Cutaneotrichosporon oleaginosum, 894 nucleotides. RefSeq lists its product as uncharacterized. The record is from RefSeq and is a predicted model, not a curated record. Gene Ontology annotation, molecular function: protein serine/threonine kinase activity; ATP binding. Gene Ontology annotation, cellular component: phagophore assembly site membrane; cytoplasm; autophagosome. NCBI's taxonomy places the organism in Eukaryota, Fungi, Basidiomycota, Tremellomycetes, Trichosporonales, Trichosporonaceae. Gene Ontology annotation, biological process: regulation of autophagy; piecemeal microautophagy of the nucleus; reticulophagy.